AUGGCCGGAGUCUCGCGAUGUGGCCGCAAAACGGCGCUCGCCAUCUUCUUCUCCCUGUCCCUGCUGGCGUUCCUCUUCUGCCUGCUGGCGUUGAUCAGCCCCUCCUGGCAGUACGCCAACUUGGAGAACGGCCGGACCGAGCACCACCAUGGCCUUUGGCUCGACUGCAAACGGGACUACUCUUUCGACUACGGCAGAACGAGGGAGUACUACGAGACGCUUUAUAGGUUUGUUUGAGGACCGUAAAUGGUCUUUUUAAAGGCCCCCCGGCCAUUUUCCAAAACGGCCAGUCUGGCCCAAAGGGCUUGAAGUUUCCUCAAGACACGACAAAAAUAACCUUUUUGGCUCUUUUUCCCAAAAAAUUAUGAUUCAACUGCAGACGAGACAUGCAAGGCUCGCCAUUCGACAUUUUCUACCUGCCCCAACUCCAAUGCGUUUAUAAAUUCGACUACUACAUCGACUCUGAAGAUCUCUACGACCAUAACCAUGACGAAAAUCGUAUUCAGAACGACGCGUAUCAACACUUGUUCUUAGGUAGGUUCAGAAAAAUAUGUAUAGCUCACUCUGCGCCACAAUUUGUCGUUUCCUUCUCACCCUUCCCUGCGAUGCGCGUGGUCUUUCUCUGAGCAAGCGCCUUUCAAUAGGACGGUCGCGAUGUUUUUCCUAACAGCUACAGAACCCUUAUAUUCGAUGUGCGCGGCUUUUCUGUGAGCAUGCGCCUUUAAUAGGAAGGAAACUUCUAGGCUUUAUCAAAGGCGCAAGCUUCGCGUAUUGUAGGAAAGGGCGAGCCUUAAAUGUAACUGAAAUUUUCAGGCUUAAUUAAAGGCGCAUGCGCAGAAAAAGGACGCGCGUCUUGAAGGGAAAGGGUUUUGUAGCACGAAAAUGAUCAAGAAAGUACUGGGAAGUGGCCCCUACAGAGGCUCGCCAGGGACUAUUUGGAGGGGACACUAAAACCCACCUCUUUAGUUGCCACUAUUUUCCGUUUUAGUGGCCACUUCAGUAGUUUUUCAUCCAGUAUUCCUUCCAGUAACUCUAAGUGGCAUUUAGACCUCUAUAGUGGGCACUUUCUUUAAAACUUCUUAAGUGGCCUCUAUUUUGACUACUAUAGUGGCCACUGAAACUUCAGACCCCUAUAGUGGCCAGCCACUAAAAAUUUUCCCAGGAUUUCAAAAAUGAAAAUGAGUUUUGUUCAAUUUCACGUUGAAUUUUCUUCUUAAACGUCAAAAUUUAUUUCUUCAAAAUAUUCCAAUCAUUUUUCUUUGAAAGUGGGAUUUCUUGCAAAAAGUUCAGCUUUUUAUUAUAAUUUCAAACUUCAGGCUGGAAAAUCGCGGCGCUUGUGGGUGUCGGCGUCGGCGUUCUUUUCUCGGCCACUACACUUCUUUUAGGUAACUUUAAAUUGUUCUUUUCACUUGAAAAAUUGUGAUUUACAGGAAUUUGUUCAUUUUGCCAUAGGACUUUCAUUUGCGCCUGCACGGUUUUGAUCACAAUUUCAGGUUAGUUUUUUUGAAGCUUUGGAUACUUCUUACCAAGCAAAAGAUGUGGAAAAUGUAGAACAUAAUUUCGUAUUUAAGGAAUAUCUUGAGUUGGAAUCCCUUGAAGAAAAUUAACUUUUGCUCUAUUUUUACCACAUUUUGGUCAUUGUUUGACCUUUGUUAUGCAUCGCUUCCUUCUUUCUUUAUCCUUGUUCAAAGUGAUUUCCGCGAACUUUGAAAUUAUCUCUGACACUCCAAAGUUUAUUUUAUCUUUCUCAGUUUUCUGACGGCUGUUUUUAAUUUCACGGAAUCAUUUUUUAUCCUUUUGUUCGUUUUUUUUCCCCGUUUUCGAAAACGAAAUUAUCGAGCCUAGGUUUUGUUACCAGAACAGUUGAAAAUAAAAACUUUUUUGAAGCGAAAUUCAGAAAGUGCGCGUUAAUUUGUCGAAAAACUUCAUCGUUCUAGAAAACGAGAAAUAAGUGAUCGGAAAAAAAUCUGUGAAUAAACUUUUUUAAUUUUUACUUAAUGGAGUUUGAAAAAAAUUUUUGCUGAGGUUCUUCUUUCUAUGAUUUUCAGUGUACAAAUACGGAAUGUUUUUUGGACGUUCGAAGAGAUUUCAAGCAAUUUUUUUCUGAAUUUUCACGAGCAUUUGUUUCAGCCAUACUAUCGACGCUGGGCGUCUGCAUAUUCUACGCCUGGGCCAAUUACCAAGACAAUAAAGUGAUUAAAGGAAGAGGAUGAGGACGAGGUUUACGAGGUAAUCGACUGGUAAAUAUUCUUUUAAGUCCUAGUUGUGGAAUUUUCGAGACUGAAUUUCAAAUUUCUUCUCCGUUAGAUCAUCUAAAACUCUUCAUUUUGAGCUAUUUUCUGCUGAUUUUGGCUGAUUUUCCUCGAAUAUUGCGAGGAAAAUGUACUAUUUAGGCUCUUUAUAUCCUUUUGCACCUUCAAAAACUCGAAAAGCGUUCAUUAACCUACUAAAUUCAGCAAACCCUCGGUUGGGCCUUCUACGCCCAAGUUAUCGGCACGAUUCUCAACUGGAUCUGCGCCAUGACGGGCUGCUGUGUAACUUCCAUUUCCUUCUCCAAACAACGAGCCAAGCUCGUCAAAAUCGAGGUUUGAAUGCGAUGGUCACUUGGAAUGGCUCGACGCGCGUAGCGGCUGCAAUGCGGUUUUUUUUAAACCUGGCCUGCAUUCGAAGGCACUGGUCUGAACUCACAGAGAGGCUUAUAAUUGGUAUCGAUAUCUAGAAGCAGUUGUAUACCAUGAUUUCGAAUAUUUUCUCAAAAAAGUUGAGAAAAAAAAUUCUUUGCCUUUGGAUGAAAUUUUUAGCCGAAGUUUGGUUUUUUUUUUAGCAGUUUUUUACAUGUCUGAAGCGGCUCAACAAGCAAACCUGGUAUGUCUUUUUUUUUCAAUUUUGAGCGAAAAGAAUUCUUUCAGAGACCUUUUUGUCAGUUUUUGAGCGCAGAGCUCAGCUUAGCUAGGUCCUGAAAUCCAUGUCGAGAGUUGAGUUCAACCGCAACACUUUGAGCCAUUCCAAAUGCGGCCGUGAAUCGUAAAAUAUAAAAGUGUAGUGCUGAAUGCAUCCGCGACGCUUUGAGUCAUUCCAAAUGCUGCUGGGGAAACUUGAAAUUUAAAAAUAUUGGAAACUGGUUAUUUAAAUUGACUCAAGGCGGAGUGACGCAUUGAGUCAUUCCAAAUGCGGCCGCGAAACUUUAAAAAUUCAAUUAUUGGUAGUCAUUUACGGCUGCGGCGCUUGUAACUGCGGCUGUGAAACUUGAAAUUUACAAAUAUCGGUUCUUUAAGUUGACUCAAGACCAUGACGCAUUGAGCCAUUCCAAAUGCGACCGAAUCCUUCAAAACAUGAAACAUAUUGGCAGGUGGUGGAGAACGACCAGUCGCAACUUCUGUCUUCGUCCUCUUCUUCUCAAGCUCCUUUCAAAAGAAGCUUCUCCGCCAUUUAUCGUGUCGACUCGGCGGCACUCCGACAAUGGGAAGCUGACUACCUCAGGCAUGUCCGGGAACAGCAGAGGGACCGAAAUAUUAUCGAGAAGGUCUUUUUUGUUAAUAUUUGAUAGUUUUGUUAUCAACGGAAUGUUAAGAACAACUUCAAAAGGACUGCCUCCGUGCCGAACUUCUCCAAGAAAGCAGAAAAAUAAGGUUGGCUUAGAUUUUUUCAUUGUGAAAGGGUCAUUCAAAAUAAAUAUUUUUGCUUUUUUUAUAGCCCAAUCAAAAUCUUACUUUUUGCGUCGGUCCUUUUUAUUCGGAUACAAUAUACGUCAUUCACUACGACUUCAAACAUUCUGACAUGUCUGCGCUCUCUUCUCUCUCGUCGAAAUUUUUAAGGGAACAAGAAAAAUAGCAAAUGAACACAUGGACCACAGGCAGGCUUAACUGGUUUUGAAAUAGGUGAAUAAAUAGCAUGGGAAUUUCGCAGAAGGGUAAAAUCUUUUCCCAAAAAGGACUCGAUCUCUCGAACUCCAUUAAGAAAGUGCACAAAUUUAAUUGGCUUGGCUUGUACCAGCUUUGAAUUUUGCACCCGACUUGAAACGGUUUGGCGCGUUGUCACAUGCGGAAAGCUGCUAACUUCUGUAUAGCCAUUUCCAGCGAUUCAAAUCAGACUGACUUUGGAACUUUUCCAGAACCGGAAGUCGAUGAGAGUCAGCGGCGACUUCUUCUCUUCUACUUCGAACAUCACCGAAUUCACGAAUUCAGGUAGUGUGUUUCCUACUGCUUUAAUUUGCGCUUCUCUGAAAAUCAUCUCACCCCACUUUCAGGAUCCAACAACUCCUUGAAUACCCAACAAACUUCCGGUACCGCGGCCCUUUCCACACCGAAACAGCCGCUGAAAGUCCGCUCUGAAGACUCCGAUCCAGCAGAGGCGUGA
Molecule: messenger RNA, 4356 nt
Organism: Caenorhabditis auriculariae
Lineage: Eukaryota; Metazoa; Nematoda; Chromadorea; Rhabditida; Rhabditidae
Source: the annotation of a GenBank genome assembly